UGGUAAGUUUCGGAUAUAUUAAAUUAAAUACGAAAUUAAUUUACAGAUAAUGAAGCACCUGAAUCUAUCGUUCUCGUGAAUCUACAACGGUGUUCAGUCUGUGUGUGUGUGUGUGUGUGUGUGUGUGAGAGAGAGAGAGAGAGAGAGCAGUCUAGACACUUACAUAUCGAUGAGUUCUCGCACAAUUGAAGCACCGAUCGAUUGGCUCGGUCCCUAAUCGGACGAAGAACUCAAACCCUAGGGAGGGAGGGAGAGAGAGAGAGAUUUUUAUACUCCUAUUCUUUAUCUCUCUCUAACAAUAGGAAAAAAUAUCUGUUUGUACAGAGAGAAGGAAAAAUAGGACUCUGUUUCUCAUCCUCCAAAUCUCUGGCGCGCAGCCGAGCCUCGGCGUCACCGGCGGUGGUGAUCCAGAGGCUCUCGUCGCCGUCGUCGGCGGCGGCGCCACCAGAGAACGAGGGGGAGGCGGAGAACAACAAGAAGAUGAAGAGCCUGUUCAAGUCCAAGCCCAAGACGCCGGUCGACCUCGUCCGCCAGACGCGCGAACUCCUCGUCUACGCGGACCUGAACGCUCCUGACACCCGCGAAAUCAAGCGCGAAGAGAAGAUGUUUGAGUUAAGCAAGCUUCUAAGGGAGCUAAAGUCGAUUCUUUAUGGAAAUAGUGAAACCGAACCAGUCUCAGAAGCUUGUGCACAACUGACCCAGGAAUUCUUUAGGGAGAACACGCUGCGUCUCUUAAUUGUGUGUCUCCCAAAAUUGAACCUAGAGGCCCGUAAAGAUGCUACUCAAGUUGUUGCAAAUUUGCAAAGGCAACAAGUUCAGUCACGGCUUAUUGCUUGUGAUUACUUGGAAAAGAAUCUUGAUCUGAUGGAUAUUUUGGUUUUAGGGUAUGAGAAUACGGACAUGGCCUUACAUUAUGGUGCAAUGUUGAGGGAGUGCAUACGCCAUCAGAGUGUUGCCAGAUAUGUUCUGGAGUCAGAGCAUGUGAAGAAGUUUUUUGAUUAUAUCCAGCUUCCAAAUUUUGAUAUUGCUGCAGAUGCUGCUGCCACUUUCAAGGAACUCAUGACAAGGCAUAAAUCAACUGUAGCUGAAUUUCUUACCAAAAACUAUGAUUGGUUUUUUGCAGAGUUUAACACGAAACUGCUGGAAUCUACCAAUUACAUUACUCGGCGACAAGCUAUCAAGCUGUUGGGAGACAUGCUACUGGAUCGUUCAAACUCUGGUGUGAUGACACGUUAUGUGAGCUCAAGGGAUAACUUGAGGAUUCUUAUGAAUCUUCUCAGAGAAUCGAGUAAGAGCAUUCAAAUAGAAGCAUUUCACGUUUUCAAGUUAUUCGCCGCUAAUCAACAUAAGCCACCGGAUAUUGUUAGUAUACUUCUGGCAAAUAGAAGCAAGCUGCUUCGUCUGUUUGCCGAUUUCAAGACAGAUAAAGAGGAUGAACAAUUUGAGGCAGACAAAGCUCUGGUUGUCAAAGAAAUUGCAGCCCUUGAAACCCAAGACCAGCCAUGAACCGGCUUUGUCGUACGUAUAGCGCCGGUAAAUGGUCUUUUUCCAAUCAAAUUGUGUUAAUCAAUAGUUUUACUAGUCCAUGGCAGGAUUAUACUUUGUAUCUGUAGAGAAUUCAUUUAUCCUCUUUUCCCAUCUCUUUUUCCCCCCCUUUUUGUUUCCUUUUCCCUAUUUCUCUAGUAUUUGUGAUCAACGUAAUGUAUCUUAAAUAAAAGUACGACUAUACCUUGAGAGAGAAACAAGAAAGACAAGAUCAAUGAUAAGAGAUGUGUCAACCGGGUAUUGGAGCUGUAAAA
This is a messenger RNA of Rhododendron vialii, 1799 nucleotides long. RefSeq names its product putative MO25-like protein At5g47540. Bases 481 to 1506 code for a protein of 341 amino acids. The record is from RefSeq and is a predicted model, not a curated record. Gene Ontology annotation, molecular function: protein serine/threonine kinase activator activity. Gene Ontology annotation, biological process: intracellular signal transduction. Lineage: Eukaryota; Viridiplantae; Streptophyta; Magnoliopsida; Ericales; Ericaceae. The transcript has 11 exons.